AUGGCAUACCUCAAAAGACUUUGCUCAGUACUUUUAGUUCUAUUUUCAAGUUAUGGAUUAUUAAGCUUAGCUUCACGUCUUGGUGUAAGAUUUCUGGAUAAAUUUGAAAUUGCAGUUGAUUACCGUUUAACAGCUAGAAUUCUGGAUCUUUUAUGGAUUGCUGUAGGAAUAGCAAUUAAUAUUUACAUUACUUCAAAAAAUAUACCUUUUUCAGCAAUCAUGGAUGGUAAAAAUGAUACUCACAUUUGUCUUAAAGUUUGGUAUCUUUAUUAUAAAUGGGCAGGUAUCUGGAAAGCUCAUAGAAUGGGAAUUCAUAUAGGAAAUUUUAAUAUUCAAAGAGAUUCUUUAGUACCUCUUUUUGCUAGUGCUGCUAAAUCUAAUUAUACAACUGCGAUUGCUCACUUUCUUUCAAAUAUAGCUGCUCAUCCACAAUUAGAGGAAAAUCUACAUCACGUUGGCUCUUUUAAAAUUCCACGUGAAAAAAAUGAAGAAAAUGAUCCUUUCUAUACUUGUUUUGGAUUUGAUGAAGCGCUAUAG
Rhizophagus irregularis DAOM 181602=DAOM 197198 is the source of this 537-nucleotide messenger RNA. RefSeq lists its product as uncharacterized. Lineage: Eukaryota; Fungi; Glomeromycota; Glomeromycetes; Glomerales; Glomeraceae. The record is from RefSeq and is a predicted model, not a curated record.